AUGUUGACGAACAACGAACUCUUCGAGCAUUUCUACUACAGCGCAGGGAACAGUCAUGAGACUGAUAUGGAUGCGGAGGCGAUCUUUGGCAAUGGCGAUGCCUAUCAGCAGCUGGAGCAAUUGAUGUAUCAGCAGCAGGAUCAGGAUUUCAGCGGCAGUGCGGACAGUCUCUCUGACGGCACCAACAGUUGCUCUCAGGAGCUGUACUAUGAUACGCCAGCGGUGCUGGAAUUGGAACAAAUGCUCAGCGCUCAAACGGAACAGCACCAGCAAAUUGCAACUAUUGGCCAAUCUAAAUACCAAACAAAAGCCGCCAAAUAUUGGUCAAAAGCAUCACGCAGUAAGCCAUACGAAAUGAGUGUCUCAAAUUUAGGCCAGGAUCUGGAUGAAGACCAGACUUGCGGUCCCGAAGUCCUGCGCAAGCGUCGACUGGCAGCCAACGCUCGGGAGCGUCGUCGAAUGAACAGCCUGAAUGAUGCCUUUGACAAGUUAAGGGAUGUGGUGCCCUCUUUGGGUCACGAUCGACGACUCUCCAAGUACGAGACAUUGCAAAUGGCGCAAGCGUACAUUGGAGAUCUCCUCACGCUCCUCUCUAGGGAUUACUAAGUGGAUCAGAUGGAGAAAACUACAAGUACGUGUUGAGGCAACACUUGAACCUAGUGUAAACUUUUAAAGGCUGUUAGUUUA
Molecule: messenger RNA, 687 nt
Organism: Drosophila innubila
Lineage: Eukaryota; Metazoa; Arthropoda; Insecta; Diptera; Drosophilidae
Gene: amos
Product: basic helix-loop-helix transcription factor amos
Exons: 1
Coding region: 1-606 (201 amino acids)
Molecular function (GO): protein dimerization activity
Source: RefSeq, a predicted model, not a curated record